Messenger RNA from Pocillopora meandrina, 2189 nucleotides. NCBI's taxonomy places the organism in Eukaryota, Metazoa, Cnidaria, Anthozoa, Scleractinia, Pocilloporidae. The record is from the annotation of a GenBank genome assembly.
AGAGCGCAUGUGAAGAGGACCGUUUCCAAUGUAGUGAUCAUAGUAUAUGCGUUCUCAACUAUCAAGAUGACAGCGUUCGAUGCCAGUGUAAGCAUGGCUUCACAGGAAAACCUUGUGGUAGGUAUAUAUCUCUUUGCUUAGGCAUGGAAAAAGCCUCGAUUAUCAUAUGAAAAAGUCAGCUUGAAUAGGUUAUUUUUUUCUUCGCAAUAGAACGAAAAAGCUGCUCCCAAUUGUUUCAAGAUGGAUUUAAUUCUAGUGGCGUGUACACCAUCAAUCCAGAUGGAGGCAAACCAAUCCAAGUGUUUUGUGACAUGAUCACAGGUGGUGGAGGCUGGACCGUUUUUCAGAAACGCUUGGACGGCUCUGUUGACUUCUAUCUUAAAUGGGAAUCCUACAAAAACGGCUUCGGAAAUCUGAAAGGAGAGUUCUGGCUUGGAAACGACAAUCUUCACCGUUUAACAGCCGCUGAUGACGUUAUGUUGAGAGUUGAUCUAGAAGACUUUGAAGGGAACAUCACGUACGCUGAGUACACGAAUUUUAAUGUUGCAGACGAAGCUGACAAGUACCGGCUUUUUGUUGAAGGAUACAAGGGCACUGCUGGUGACUCUAUGACGGUACAUAGGUAAGAAAGGAAUUCAGGUUGAUUGAGAGAUAAACAAGGACGCAUCCAAACCAGUCGGUAGACACUUGAAUCUCCCUAAUCAUUCUAAACAACACAUGGCAGUUUGCGGCCUUUUCUCUGCCGCAAAACACUAGAACAAAAAUUUAUCUUCCAAAUCGGCACUCAUAAUCCCCACGUUAUUACCGUGCGCUUUUCAUUUAACUAAUUUAUUCUUGUUCUCUAGUCACCAUAUUCCCACCUAGAGCGUAGCUCCAUUCUCUGAAUAUUGACCCACAUACUACCCACAACUCCUCCUAUCGCUCUGACGAAGGGCUAACGCUCGAAACGUCUUCUCUCUAUCCUGUUCUAUCGAGCUGACUGGUUUCAUCGUUCCUUAUCAUGAGAGAAACUCCGGUAUCAACAUAGUGUCAACAGAAUAGAGGCAUCCUGUAUUGAAAUUUAAAGAUACGACAGUGGAAACAGAAACCAUAGAUUGUUUAAACGAAAGAAAGAACAUUUGACGGACUAGGCGAUUGAGGUUUAGAGUGAUUAAAUGCUGAAAUAGAAACAAAAAACGAAGUAAAGAUCCUAUUGCAAAAUAAGGAAACGGCCUUUCCGCACUAACGGGCAAAACUAGAAUUGUUCCGACAAAAUCAAAGGACAAAUUUUGUCAUGUAAAAUGUUUGCUUCGUCUGUCGCAUCCGCAUCAAAAAAAAUUUCUAAGCCGUCAAAAAUUCCGUUAGCGCCUGAUGUGUUCAUAAGACCGGCCAGCUUAGUUUGCCAAAGGAUUAAACCUCCAAUCUCCAGGAUUUGUCCAAGUCAUUUUAAAAUUUUAGAGUCCCCGGGCUUUGCAACAAAAGAUAAUUAUUGCCCUUCUACUAUACUGAUUUCAGUUCAAUCAUACGCUGGUCGUGGCAUUUACGACAAAUGAUCGACAAGUUUAUCACGGUUUUGUUUAUUUAGUCGAUUUUGUCCAAUUUUUACCCAGGACAAAUCUUUUUUCGGCAGUACAUUUGAAGAUUUGUCAGGUAGAGACAAACCAUCUGCACUUGGAAAAUGCUGAUGAUGACAGGAAAAAACCAACUCGCUGGUGCGGAAAGGCCCUAACUUUACAAACGCAAAGAACUAAUAAACCAAGAGACUUUCGUGAGCCUCAAACAAACUUCAUCAACGUACACUUCUAGUAAUAUGUGUCCUAGUUGUUAUUAGUUUGUACAGAUAACCAUCCAAACUAGCUUUAAAGCUGAACUUGGUCAGCCUGUAUAAAUAUCGUGAAUAAAUUGAUAAACAACCAUUGCUUUUUAUGUGUCUAAACAUGUUGAAAACAAGCUUGCAUGAAAUUUGAUUUCAUUUCAGCAAUAUGAGGUUUUCUACGAAUGAUCAAGACAAUGAUUCAAAUGACAAUUUUCACUGCUCACAACGCUACGAGGGAGCCUGGUGGUACGUAGCCUGCCAUAGCUCCAAUCUGAACGGAUUGUACCUCAAUGGCUCUCACGUGUCUAAUGCUAAUGGGGUCAACUGGCAUUCUUUCAGAGGCCAUCGUUACUCACUAAAACGCACCGAGAUGAAAGUGAGAACCAAAGUAUAA